This is a messenger RNA of Salvia miltiorrhiza (redroot sage), 783 nucleotides long. Its product is annotated as S-protein homolog 31-like. The transcript has a single exon. The record is from RefSeq and is a predicted model, not a curated record. The coding region runs from base 196 to 630 and encodes 144 amino acids. Lineage: Eukaryota; Viridiplantae; Streptophyta; Magnoliopsida; Lamiales; Lamiaceae.
GUCCUACAAUAAUAUAAAAUUUUGACAGCGCAAUCUUGACAAAAUUACAAUCUCACCAUUUGGAUUACAACAUUAUCAUGACAAUCAUAUUUGAGAGUUGAUAGAAUUAAUGAUUCAAUUGGUAUGCCACACAUUCAUAUAAUUCACUCAAUCUACUUAUAAAAAGCACAAGUCCCCCAAUGAGAGUUCCAAACAAUGAAAGCACAAAACGCGGUGGCGCUCUUCCUCAUAAGCUGCACAAUGUACAUCACGCUCCUCACCUUGAAGCAACAUUUGUCGAUGGCCGGCCGAACAUACGACGUCCGCAUCAUCAACGGCUUCACCAACAACUCGUCGCUGGCGUUGGUGGUGUGGUGCGCUGCCGCAGACGGCGGGGAUAUCGGCGGGAGAGCACUGCAAGAGCGCGAUGACUACAGUUGGAGUGUCAAAGUUGGCCCUUUGUGGAGUUCGGCUCGAUUCGUUUGCACCCUUAAAUGGGAUGCCAAACGACGCAAGUUCGACGCGUUUCGAGCCAGUCGGGAUAGGUAUAGGUGCGGUCAUGGCGGGCAAUGCCUUUGGCUGGUCAAAGAGGAUGGAUUUUAUUUCAGCAACGAUGGGGCAACAUGGAUCAAAAAUUUUGCAUGGAUGUAAAAUAUAUAUCAAGUCUAGUUACUUUUGAUGUAAUCGUAUAAAAAUAAAUAUAUAGUGUUUGUUUUGUAGUAUAUAUCAGUAAAUGAAGAUGUAUUUUUUUUUAAAGAAUGUUCAACCUAUGCAAGAAAUGUGAAUUUUUACGUUCUUUUUUCA